GAUGAGUUCUGUAAUAAUAUGUAUUGGAAUUUUAUAGACAUUCAAUUAAUUUGAUUAAAUUUUAUGGACAUGCGAAUUAAUUUUAAAGUUUAUGUGGUGAUUUUGGAUACGUUGUUUUUAAGAUGACCCUGGAAAAAACACAAUAUAUCAUUUUAUAAUAGCAUGACAAGUAAAUUAAAAAAAUUACGACAAUGAUCCUAGCAAUGCCAGCUCUGACCUUAGACCAAAACGGUGGUAAAAUCAAUGCAGACAGCAACACAUUUAUUCUCCAAAGAAAAUCGUCUCGACGUCUGUCUAGUACAAGAGGUUUUAAAUCUGCAUUAUCGAUUCCAUUGAAAAAUGAUGAAGAAAUUGAGUCAAGUCAAGAAGAAUUUGAAGAAAUCUCGAUUCCAAUUUCAUCAGAAACUGAUAGUACUACUGGCUGGAUCAGGGUGUACGAAGGACUUAGUUGCGAGUCAGAACACAGUAGAAUAGUGUAUUUGACCCAUUGUACUACUACCAGAGAUGUCUGCAGGGAUAUGCUCCUUCCUCCAGAGUUAACUCUAUGGGUCUCUUGCGGCGGAGUGCGCCCAAGGCGCCUCGGCUUACGAGAACGUCCUUUGGCUCUGCAAGACACAUUUUUGCGAGGAGUAGGUUACACAGAUCCUUCUCGACGUUCUCGGCUAGGAGUAGACACACAAUUGCGAUAUUUGUUUCAACUUAGCACAGGACCUGCAGCAAGUUCUCCUAAUGCAGGAGCAGCCAGUGGUCAUCUGCAAAUUCUUAAGGGACAUGUGUUUCCUCAGUGGAAGAGCAGACCUGUUGCUCUUUUUGCUAGCAAAUUGCUUAUAUAUCCUGGCUAUGAUGAAGGUCAGCCAGAUAUUAUAGAUUUAUCAGGUGGUGUUGUGGAACCAAAAUCACCACGUUGUGGGCGAUUGUUAUUACGAGUGGCACCACAUAAUUCUUCUGAAACAAAUACUGUAUCACCUCAAUCAAUUAAACACGUUUUCUUCGGUUUCAAUCGAACGUGGGAAAGAGAUAUUUGGCUCGAAUGGCUGCAAAAGGCAACAACUCUUGAAAGUGAUCCAGAAAAAAUUGACCUAAGGGGUGCUGGUUUACGAGGGUUGUCUGAACAUUGUUUGAAUGGUUCUUUACGAGUAGAAGAAUUAGAUUUGGGCAAUAAUGAGCUUCAAGGAGCAAAUUUGGAUUUACUUUUUAGACUUAGUAAACUUAAGGUUUUAUCGUUGUCUUCAAAUAAUUUGGAACAAUUUCCUAGAUCUUUAUUGCAAUUAUCUACAAUCACACGACUGGAUUUGUCUGACAACAAGCUCGAAAAUUUGCCACAAGAAAUAUGUCUUAUGACAAGCCUAGCAGAAUUACGAGUUGAAAGAAAUGUUUUACGUGAUCUACCCGAUUCUUUAUGUUCACUUUCCUCAUUGACAACCUUGCUGGUGGCCGAAAAUCAAGUCAAAUUUUUUCCUACUUUUUUAAUCAGGAUGAGGGCUCUCGGAUAUAUGGAUUUCCAAGCUGCAACAAAUAAUGCUAAUAUAAAGGAUCAUUUGGAAGAAAGCGAUAAAAAUGAUUUGAAUCAGCCAUUGUCCAAAGUGAGCUUAAGGGCAAAUCAAUUAAAAGGCAAUAUUAUUUUAGGAAACUAUGGGAAUUUGGCACAACUAGAUCUGAGCGAAAAUUGCAUAGAAUGCUUAGAUUUGAGUGCCUUGGAUAACUUGCAAGUUCUUCAAUGCUCUAGGAAUAAAUUAUCAGAACUAACUUUAAAUGGCAGGGCUUUGACAUCUUUAAUUGCUGGAAAUAAUGAAUUAAAGAAGCUGAUUAUUUCACCACCGCCAUCAAAUCUCCAACAUUUUGAUGUAUCCUACAACGCCCUAACAGAGCUUCCCACGUGGGUUUGCAGUUGCCAUGAUCUGCAAGUUUUAUUUGCAAGUCACAAUAAAAUUCAAUCAUUACCUGAACAUUUAUUUUGCAGCGAGUUGAGCUCAUUGCAUACUUUACAAUUGGGUUAUAACGAGAUCCAAAAAUUACCUUCUUUGCCCAGAAGAAGACUUGCACUACAAGAAAUAUUUUUACAGUGUAAUCGUAUCACAUCGUUGCCGGAUAAUUUUUUUUCAUCAUGCACGCAAUUGAGGGUUUUGAAUUUGUCUAAUAACAGAUUGACUCAAUUGCCACCUACGGAAGAUGUAACUUAUGUAUUGGAACGGUUGUAUUUAACAGCUAAUUGUUUGACAGAGUCGAUUACGGAUACUGUAUCGUCAUUUUCGAAUAUAAAAAUAUGGCAUGCAGCUUAUAAUAGUUUAGCAACUUUACCGGAAAGCUGCAUUGCUGCUUUGAAUGAACUGGAAGAGUUAGUUUUGUCCGGUAAUAGAUUACAACAUUUACCUGACAAUUUGGCAGCUUUGGAACAUUUAUCAGUACUUAGAGUCCAUUCCAAUCGUUUGCAAUCUGCUCCUGGAUUUUCUGAAUCAAAAUGUCUUCGUGUGCUGGAUCUAGCACACAACCAACUAGAUAGGAUAAAUUUGGAGUCUUUAGUUCCACCGCAACUACAAUUCUUAGAUUUAUCAUGUAAUUCUCAAUUGCAUGUCGAUCCAAGACAAUUUCAGGCGUGCAGAUCCCAAAGACCAAUGAGUUUGGUUGAUGUCAGUGGCAGAAAUAGGGCUGCCUUACCAUCAACCCCAUGGCCCUACAGAGAAGGAGGUGAUGGUCAUUUGGACCCGCCAUGGAGAGUAGGAUUUUCAGAAACUGCAGGAGAUAGAAAUAAAUUGUGUAUAUCGCAGUUAAGAUUACCUGCGUUUUGUAAUACGGAAGGGUUAUUUGGAUUAUUUGAUGGAGAGUCUAGUGGUGAACUACCUGAUAUACUUCUCAAAACCAUACCAAGACUUUUAUUAGAAGAACUAACUGUUAAAGAAACUUGUACAGAGUAUAUGAAAUAUACUUUAUUAUCAGCACAUCGUGAGUUGAAACAGCGUGGACAGCGUGCAGGAGUAGACGUAACUUUGUGUCAUAUUUCUAGAACUAAACGAGCUGAUAAUGAAUUUUUACCUUCGACACGAAGGUACAUAUUGCGUUUAGCCAGUGUUGGUGAAGCAACCGCAGUUGUUGGGCGACCAAAUGGUGUAUUGCGUUUAACACCGCCCACUCCAUGUAGAAGAAUUGGUAACAGUGCUUCUUUUCCAUUGAUCACUCCUGAUCCUGAAGUAGCUGAAUUGACUCUAACCGACCAAGAUGAAUUUGUUAUCAUCGCCAAUAAGCAUUUGUGGGAAGUUUUGAGCCCAGAAGCUGCAGCUGAAGAAGUGCGAGCCCAAGAAAACGUGAUAUUAGCUGCAAAACGUCUGCAAGAUAUGGCACAAAGUUAUGGUGCUGAAAGUAAUAUAAGUAUCAUCGUAAUAAAAUUCAAUGAUCAUCCUAGUGAUGUGGAACAGUUGAUGAGGGAGUUACGAAGUACAAUUCGUAGCAAAGCAAGUCCAGUUGCUCCUUCGGAAGUUUGUGGUUGUGGUUGUUGUUGCGAAUUGCAAAAUAAUUGUUGCCAUUCGGUAAGUACUAGAAUGUCACCACGAAAUAGCGAUAGGUCCUCUCCGAGUGGCCAAAGUGACCAAGCACCAACUGAAAGUGCAACAUCACGAGCAAAUAGUGGUUUAAAAGUCGCAAGAUCUAUCCGGUCCAAAAUUGACGAAGAACGCGAAGAGACAGAUUCAGGUUUAUCUGAAGAGCAGUUCAAAUGUUGGGAGUAUAUGCUCGAACAAAAUACACAAUUAUUAUUUGACAAAGAACUCAAUACCUUGACAAGAGGCGUGCCUAGAAGAACUGCUCCAUCUACCUUGAGAAGUCAAAGAAGUCUUUCAUCCAGCAGUCCACAUUUAGCAGGUGUUACACCAACUCCAUUAAAUAAUACAUUUUUAUCUAGACAUUUUGGGAGUGCCAGGAAUUUUGCAGCUGCUUCAUUAAAACCUGCAGUUCGAUUUGGUUCAGGCAGGCCAGGUUUAAAUGGAGGGCCGAAUGCUGCAUAUUUUGGAAGUCUCCAAAGGCUUAUGCCUUAUAAUUUGGAAUAUGAUUUCAAUGUCAUGCAGGAAAAACCACAAUGGGAUCCUGAAGGUGACAACAGGAUGCAGCAAUAUUGGGGAGUAGCAACUACAGAAUUGUAAAUAUGAACAAAGG
Messenger RNA from Ctenocephalides felis (cat flea), 4143 nucleotides. RefSeq names its product protein phosphatase PHLPP-like protein (gene Phlpp). The record is from RefSeq and is a predicted model, not a curated record. The coding region runs from base 192 to 4130 and encodes 1312 amino acids. The transcript has 10 exons. Gene Ontology annotation, molecular function: protein binding. NCBI's taxonomy places the organism in Eukaryota, Metazoa, Arthropoda, Insecta, Siphonaptera, Pulicidae.